AUCUGCAACCAACACGAAACAUCGCAACUGAAACCCGACAAACUAAUGCAAUGUCAGUGCGGACUCAAAUAAUGUUAUUCUGCGUCAAGAGAAAGCCAAGGCUCUCAAGUUUCAAAUUACCGUACGGCAGCUUUACACCCAUGUGGCCCUCUAGGCCCUUAAACUCUUUAAGGACCAAUAGUGACAGCGAAACUAUAUUCGUCUCAAGAUAUUACGGAUGAGGCACUUCCGAAGCAGACGAACCCCUGGUCGAUCUGCUCCGACACGGUUGGGCCUGGAGCCGAGGCCUAUAGUCACCGAAAAUAUCCAGUUGUUAGUCUGUUAUGGUAUAGGUCUGGAUAAUAGACAUACUAAGCGCCAUGGGUUGAUUUCUCAGUUGAGUUGACCAACAAAAUGAACAAACUCAUUUUGAACAGAAAGACCACCAAGUCAAUGCUGACAAUGGGAAUACGAAUCAGAGGAAGCCAUCAUAAUCGUUUAUCCGAGUUGCGAUAGUCGAUCUUCUGUGUUCAGUUGCGAAUUUUAUGUCGUUAAGCUCGAUAUCUGAACCUGACAUAUAACCUGGGUAGUUCCCAAGCCAUACCAAAGUUAGCCAAGACAUACCCAGCACUAUUUGUUUCAUUUCUCAACUCUUCCAGCAAAGCCUUGUUAACAGUGUCUCAUACUACGCCUGUCCUGUAAGUCUACCGAGGAGCCGAGACGGAAGCCCCAAGAUCCAUCUUUCGGCGCCGUAGAGAGGCGUGCUUCAGAUGUGCUUCGAAACUCGUAAUCAGGGUCAAGGCCAUCAUAGGCCAAGUUCUAAGCUAGAUCGAUGUAUAUAUACCAAUCCGUCUCGUCUCUUUUGUUUUGUUUCUCCUCAUCUCUCCAUCUCGUUCCAUAAUCAACAGUCUGGUCCUGUUCUCAUUGGACGCGUUUCCUUUGUUCUUUCAAUCUUUCAUUAAUUCUUCUUGUUACUUUCUUAGACGAGGCUAGUCCUUGAGCGCAAGCCGCUUCUUUUCUUUUGCUCCCAUCUCUGAACACCUCCCAGAGUGCCCUUCCUUUGCCUCUAUCCAAAUAUUCACAAUCCCAAAUCUCUAAUCAUUAUGUAUUUCUCUCACAUUGCUAUUGUAGCCCUUGCGGCUGUUGCUGAAGCUGUCGAUGUCCAAGUCGUCUCGGUUGGUAGAAACUCAGCAACAAAUGCCACCGGCCUCAGGUUCUGGCCUGAAAAGAUCACAGCAGAGCCAGGAACCAUGGUUCAGUUUCAAUUUUGGGCUGGUAACCACACAGUGACACAGUCUACCUUCGACGACCCUUGUGUGCCUAUUGGCAACGUUAUGUCGAACGUCACUGGCAUCUACUCUGGCUACCAACCUGUAGAGGCUAGCAUGUCCAAGGGCAUGAUUCCCACUUACACCAUCAUGGUCAAGGACAAGAAGCCUAUGUGGCUAUUCUGCAGCAAGGCAAAACACUGUCAGGGUGGAAUGUCGAUGGUUAUCAACGAAAACACAUCUGCCAAUGCUACAAGAUCGCUCAAUAACUACAAGAGCCUCUGCAGUUCGGCUACAGUCUCCGAAGUCGUUCCUGUUCAAGGUGGCGGCUCUCCACAAGGCGGAAAUGGUGGUAAUGGCACCAACACAGGCGGUUCUGGAGGCGGUAGCUCUGGUGGCGGCUCCGGAGACGAUAGCUCAGACGACGGCAGCUCCUCCGGCGACGAUAGCUCCGAUGACGGCAGCUCCGAUGACGGUUCCGAGGAUGGCUCUGGCACGCCAACUGGGGUCUCUGCCCCUGGAGCUACUGGCACUCCCACAUCUGGUUCUUCGGGCGAUCCUGUGGUCACUGCUGCUGCUGCUGAGCUGAAGGCCCCUAUUUCGAUGCUGCUCGCAGUUGGUGCCGCUGCUAUGUAUGUACUAUAAGCUGAGCGCAUGACGAACUUUUGAAUGGAUGGACAUAAUGCUGGGAACAAUUAAUGGGGAUAUUUGUUAGUCAGUCAUAUACCAUAGGAAGACCUUGCUAUAGCAAGGGGUUCCCCGAGUUUUGGCUUGGUCUAACAAUAUUUGUACCAAUUGCUGGAACGGUUGGGCAGCCUCGGGAUAGGCACAGUCAUCAACGGUGUUUACGGCUGGGUUUAACGGGAGAGUGUAUCAAGGUUGAACGUUUAGAUAACCAAGAAUACCCAAAACCAUUAGAGAGAUCAUCCUCAUUAUCCCUCAA
Molecule: messenger RNA, 2190 nt
Organism: Fusarium verticillioides 7600
Lineage: Eukaryota; Fungi; Ascomycota; Sordariomycetes; Hypocreales; Nectriaceae
Exons: 3
Coding region: 1083-1892 (269 amino acids)
Source: RefSeq, a predicted model, not a curated record